Parascedosporium putredinis is the source of this 1374-nucleotide messenger RNA. NCBI's taxonomy places the organism in Eukaryota, Fungi, Ascomycota, Sordariomycetes, Microascales, Microascaceae. The record is from the annotation of a GenBank genome assembly.
AUGCGGAGCAUCCAGAACGGACUUCUCGUCCUCUGCCUCGCCUUUCCCGGCGUGUUGGGCGCCGCUAUCGAGCGCCGGGCGACCGAAGUUCAGACGAGCAACCAUCGACGGGCAGCUGCCAUCAACUUUCCUCGGACGCUGAGCGAGGUUCAGAAGAGGGCCGUCCACGUGAUCCUUGCCGACGACCGACAUGGCCAGGUUGUCCAUGUGAUGCAAGACCCUGGUGAGGAGGAGGAGCCGGUGGAAGAGCCCGCUGACCCUCCCGCGGAGGAAGAGGAGCCCGUCGAAGAAGAGCCUGUUGAGGAGCCCGUCGAGGAAGAGCCCGUUGAAGAGGAGCCUGUUGAAGAGGAGCCUGUAGAGGAGGAGCCUGUAGAGGAGGAACCCGUCGAGGAAGAGCCCGUCGAGGAAGAGCCCGUCGAGGAAGAGCCCGUCGAGGAAGAGCCCGUCGAGGAAGAGCCUGUGGAGGAGGCCCCCGUUGAAGAACCUCCGGUAGAAGAGGAGCCUCCCGCGGAAGGCGGCCACGACCACGGUACUCCGGAACAACCCCCGGCCGAAGAGGAGCCUCCUGCUGAGGAAGAGCCCGUCGAGGAAGAGCCAGUUGAGGAAGAGCCAGUUGAGGAAGAGCCAGUUGAGGAGGAGCCCGUCGAAGAGGAGCCCGUCGAGGAGGAGCCUGUCGAAGAGGAGCCUGUCGAAGAGGAGCCUGUCGAAGAGGAGCCUGUCGAAGAGCCCCUGCGGAAGAAGAGCCCGUUGAAGAACCCCCGCCGAGGAGGAACCCGCCCCCAGGCACCCGACUACCCCGCCGUGACCUCGGAGAACGUUCGAUGGGAAGGCAGGGGAUGUCCCGCCGACAUGGCGGACGCAGUCCUCUCCCCGGUCCUGUCGAACGCGGGUCUCAUGAACUUUGGCCUACCUGAUCUCGGCGCCCUUUACUUGGCAGAUGAUCCCGAGGAUAGCUGGGCCGAUUGUCACAUCUCCAUCGACAUCAAGAACAUCCCGGCCGGAUGGCGUCUUGGCGUAGAUGACGUGCAGGCCCGUGGCCAUAUCGUCCUUACCCUUGGUUCGCUUGCUCGGUUCAACAGCAGCCUGUGGUGGAGCGAGAGCGAGAAUACUCACGAGAUCAGCAAGUACUGGCCCAAGUUCGAAGGCAACCCCAUCGACCAGGAAUACUUCACCGAUCCCCUCUUCCUGUUCCAGAUCGAGGAGGAGGAUAGGCCCAAGUACUGGUCGACUUGCUCGGCAGACGAUGAGCCCACUUCCGGCACGCUCAACUUCAAGUUCACGCUCUCUACCGAAGUGGAGGAGGACGCUGAUCCCUUGGUCUGGGUGAGCUUGGCGCAGGUGGACAUCUUCACCACCCUACACCCGUGCGAGUAG